Phasianus colchicus (ring-necked pheasant) is the source of this 2890-nucleotide messenger RNA. It is a transcript of the gene NUCB2, whose product is annotated as nucleobindin 2. NCBI's taxonomy places the organism in Eukaryota, Metazoa, Chordata, Aves, Galliformes, Phasianidae. Gene Ontology annotation, molecular function: calcium ion binding. Gene Ontology annotation, cellular component: extracellular exosome; endoplasmic reticulum-Golgi intermediate compartment. The record is from RefSeq and is a predicted model, not a curated record.
AACGAGAGCCCGGACCGCCAGAACGCCACCGGGCUGCCGCAUCGUGACGCGCAGGUCCUCGGCGGGACCCCCGGGGGCUGCUCCCGCUCCUCACUUCCGCGCGCGGUUUCCAUCGGAGAGGCAGCGGCUCCUCUCACGCCGCCGGGACGCAAGAUGAAGUGGCGAUCUCUCCUACCCCAACGAUGUAUUUUGCUGAUACCAUGUCUCCUAAUGGCUUUGGAAGCUGUACCUAUAGACAUAGAUAAGACAAAAGUCAAAGGAGAAGGUCACGUAGAAGGAGAGAAGAUAGAAAAUCCAGAUACAGGGCUCUAUUACGAUGAAUAUCUCAGGCAAGUAAUUGACGUUUUGGAAACAGAUAAGCAUUUCAGGGAGAAACUCCAGACUGCUGACAUAGAAGAAAUAAAGAGUGGAAAACUAAGCAGAGAGCUUGACUUAGUAAGCCACCAUGUGAGAACACGACUGGAUGAACUCAAGCGACAAGAGGUGGCAAGAUUAAGAAUGUUAAUUAAAGCCAAGAUGGAUUCUGUUCAAGAUACUGGCAUAGACCAUCAGGCUCUCCUUAAACAGUUUGAGCACCUGAACCAUCAGAAUCCUGACACAUUUGAGCCUAAGGACUUAGAUAUGUUGAUCAAAGCAGCUACAAGUGACCUGGAGAAUUACGAUAAAACCCGCCAUGAGGAAUUCAAGAAAUAUGAAAUGAUGAAAGAACAUGAGAGGAGAGAGUAUUUAAAAACAUUGGAUGAAGAAAAGAGGCAGCGCGAAGAAUCCAAAUUUGAAGAGAUGAAAAAGAAACAUGGAGAUCACCCUAAAGUUCACCAUCCUGGAAGCAAAGAUCAAUUGAAAGAGGUGUGGGAAGAAGCAGAUGGGCUAGAUCCAAAUGAGUUUGACCCCAAAACAUUCUUCAAAUUACAUGAUGUCAAUAAUGAUCGUUUCUUGGAUGAGCAAGAAUUGGAAGCUCUAUUUACAAAAGAGCUAGAAAAAGUUUAUGAUCCAAAAAAUGAAGAAGAUGACAUGGUUGAAAUGGAAGAAGAGAGGCUGAGAAUGAGAGAACACGUAAUGAAUGAGGUUGACAUCAACAAGGACAGAUUAGUAACUUUGGAAGAGUUCCUGCGAGCUACAGAAAAAAAAGAAUUUUUGGAGCCAGAUAGCUGGGAGACAUUAGAUCAACAGCAGCUCUUCACUGAGGAUGAACUGAAGGAAUUUGAAAGUCAUAUUUCUCAGCAGGAAGAUGAACUCAGAAAGAAGGCAGAAGAACUUCAGAAACAGAAGGAGGAGCUACAGAGGCAGCAUGACCAGCUUCAGGCUCAGAAACAAGAGCUUCAGCAGGUUGUAAAACAGAUGGAACAAAAGAAACUACAACAAGCAAAUCCGCCUGCAGGACCAGCUGGAGAACUGAAAUUCCAACCCCCUGGCGAGCACAAAAUUGAAGAAGUACCAAAACAUCCUGCAGGAGGUGAUCAGCCUUUACCACCAGGACAUAUCCAAGAACCAGCUGCUAGAACUGAUCAAGUUCACCCUUAACCACUCGUGCCUCAACUUUAUAGCAUCUUUAUUAUUUUGGGGGGAGGGUAAAAAAGGAAAGGGAGAGGGACAAAAAAAAAAAAAAAAAAAAGGGUAAUGAACUCUCCACUUUCUUUUCCAGAUUGUAAAAUCACCAGGAAUGUUAGAGAUUAAAUAUCAAUCAGACUUGAAUCAUAAAUUAAUUUUCUCUCCAGUACAUCAGUAAGAAAGGCAGUGGGGAUCAUUUAACAGCUAUAAUGGAGGAAAAAAAUAAGGAAACUUAUUAUUAAAGGUUUUUACGGCCAAGGGACUCAGCUCUUGGACCAUUCUGUUAUAAAAAGAGGGAGGAGAUGUAUGCCAUUGUGUGUUUAGGCAUGAAUUGCUACCUUUUCUGAGAAGCAGCAGCAAACUGAACUGAAUAUCAAGUUAGGUCUUGUUUUACGUAGAAACUCUUUCCAGAAAUGUUGAGAAGCAAAGUACAGGGAAACAGAUCAUAGACAAAGGCCUACCAUUUCCAGCACUACCAACCACUUUCUUCUUUUGAGACCAAAUAAAAAUGAAAAUUCUUAUGCUUAACUUUUAGAAAAUUUGCACUUUCUAAAAUUUAACCACCACAAACAAUUGCAUGUAACAGUGAAUACUUUUCAUGUUUACAGAAGUCUAAGAAUUUCACUGUAAGCCUUUCAAAAGGAAUACUGUACUUCUAGUGGAUUGGUCGGAACUGUCCUUAUUAAGAUUAACUCUCUGUAGCAGUUGGCUCACUCAUUUGGCUCUGGGGAUAGUUCUUUUGUCCCUGUUUCUUUCAUCAGGUGCCAAGUGAUCUCAAAAUUUUGCAUGCUAUUAAAUAAGCUUUUUAUGUUGAUGGAAAUAUUGUACAAAACAGAACAAGACUCACUGUCUUUUUCUGCACGGAUUUUCCUACCUCUUGUGGUAGUACCAGAUAUUUCAAAAUGCACCAUGUGCUUCUAAAAGCUCUUCUCAGACAUGAAUCUUUGACUUGUUAAGAGUCUCACUGUUAAUAUGUAUUUGUCUUUCAGCAGUUAGUUGAUGUAGGUUUAUGAAAUGUCUAAAACAAGGGUGCUACUUGAUUGUAUUAUUUUGGUAUAGAACCAGGAUAGCUCCCUCAUAUUGUAAGCCAAGAUUUUUCAAAAACCACAAAAAACCAACAACAAAACAAAAACUCAGCAGCAAAAGUUGUCUUUCCUGUGGGUUUUGCUAUAACGUCAAAAAGCUGUGUGAUUGUCCUUCCUUGUCAUCCACUUCAGACUGAGUGUAAAGCCUCCUUCUUUUUGUAGCUUUGUGUUUGUUUGUUGUUGUUAAGAAAAAAAUAUGGAUUGUUCUGAUUGUAUAACGUUGGCUCUGAACUGAUAUACACACACCUUGGCAAGCA